Schizophyllum commune H4-8 is the source of this 611-nucleotide messenger RNA. RefSeq lists its product as uncharacterized. The coding region runs from base 283 to 492 and encodes 69 amino acids. NCBI's taxonomy places the organism in Eukaryota, Fungi, Basidiomycota, Agaricomycetes, Agaricales, Schizophyllaceae. The record is from RefSeq and is a predicted model, not a curated record. The transcript has a single exon.
AUCACCCCCGUCCCGUCUUCUUUGACUCCAUCCAGGGCCCCUUAGUCACCCCAUUCUCUCCUCGGGCGCAAGUGGUUCUUUGUGGCCCUCCGCCUGCGAAGAACGAAUUUCGGCAUCUUCUAUCGUGGCCUCCGCGCAGGGCGGUAGCACCGUUGAGCCCCAUCCUGGUCUCCUCCCAAAUACGGUGGGCACUAUGACAAAAGCACACGCUACCAUCGAUGUAUCAAGUCGCAUCUCAAGCGAUACAGCUCGCAGUCAUCAGCAGGCCAUCUCUCGCCUUGGAUGCCGGCCCUCCUUCGUAUUACGGCGCUUGUUUCGACUUGCUCCCUUCAAGGUUUGAUCCUCCCCAAGCGGCGCUCCCCUCCCCCAUCGCGCGGUGCUGACUCACCGCACCUCCCUUCACGAGAGCGCCCCCUCGCCUCUCGCGCUUUGCAGCCCAAUGACUCUCCUCCCGUGCCUUGCUUCCUCCCCUCCGUGCUGCGCCCGCGCUGAAUCAGCCCCACGUGCCCUCCCGUCGGCUGCACCUGUUCGCCCGCCCCCGCCUCCCGCACUCUAGCGCCCCCGCCCGACGCCUCCGCCUGACAGACUUGCCGAUACCGUCGCAACGUCCG